GAUUUGAUUACCCUUUUCACUACCGGCAGAAGAUGAAGACGGUUCUUAUGGUAGCAGAGAAGCCUUCUCUGGCUCAGUCCAUAGCCAAAAUCCUUUCAAGAGGAAAUAUGUCCUCUCGCAAAGGGCUGAAUGGGGCAUGUUCAGUGCAUGAAUACACUGGAUCAUUCAUAGGACAAAGUGCCCGUUUCAAGAUGACAUCUGUCUGCGGCCAUGUGAUGACACUGGAUUUUAUAGGAAAGUACAACAACUGGGAUAAAGUGGACCCAGCUGAACUUUUCAGUAAGGCCCCUACAGAAAAGAAAGAAGCAAAUCCUAAACUGAACAUGGUGAAAUUCUUACAGGUGGAAGGGAGAGGUUGUGACUGUAUUGUUCUGUGGUUGGACUGUGACAAGGAAGGUGAAAACAUCUGCUUUGAGGUCCUGGAUGCUACCGUUCCUGUGAUGAAUAAACCUCGUGGCAGUGAAAGGACUGUAUACAGAGCCAAGUUCAGUUCUAUUACGGACACAGACAUUUGCAAUGCCAUGAACAACUUAGGGGAGCCUAACCACAAUGAGGCUUUGUCAGUAGAUGCCCGCCAGGAGCUGGAUCUGAGAAUUGGCUGUGCAUUUACAAGGUUUCAGACAAAAUACUUCCAGGGUAAAUACGGCAAUUUAGACAGCUCACUAAUCUCCUUCGGACCCUGUCAAACACCAACUCUAGGGUUUUGUGUGGAGCGACAUGAUAAAAUCCAGUCUUUCAAGCCUGAAAAUUACUGGGUGUUGCAAGCCAAGGUUAGCCAUGAAAAAGACUGCUGUCUGACACUCGAGUGGGACAGAGUGAGGGUGUUUGACAGGGAAAUUGCUCAGAUGUUCCUAAACAUAACAAAGGUUGCGAAAGAAGCGAAGAUCGAGUCUGUGAGUAAGAAGGAGAAGGCUAAGCAGAGACCUCUGGCUCUGAAUACUGUAGAGAUGUUAAGAGUUGCCAGUUCUGCAUUGGGAAUGGGACCACAGCAUGCCAUGCAAAUAGCUGAACGGCUUUAUACACAAGGCUAUAUCAGUUAUCCUCGAACAGAAACUACCCACUAUCCUGAGAACUUUGAUCUGAAGGGCUCUUUGAGGCAGCAGGCUAAUAAUCCUUACUGGGCUGAAACAGUAAAAGCAUUACUGUCAGAAGGUAUUAACAAACCAAGGAAGGGUCAUGAUGCCGGUGACCACCCCCCAAUAACACCGAUGAGAACUGCCACGGAAGCAGAACUAGGUGGUGAUGGAUGGAGAUUAUAUGAAUACAUUACAAGGCAUUUCAUUGCCACUGUCAGUGCUGACUGCAAAUACCUCCAAACCACCAUUGCUUGCAGCAUUGGUCCUGAACGUUUUACCUGUAUAGGAAAGACUGUUAUUUCACCAGGUUUCACUGAGAUUAUGCCCUGGCAGAGCAUUCCGCCAGAAGAGAGUCUCCCCAUCUGUGAGAGAGGCACAGUCUUCCCUAUCAGUGAAGUUAAGCUGCUGGAGAAACAAACUAAUCCUCCUGACUAUCUGACUGAAGCAGAGCUCAUUACUCUGAUGGAAAAACAUGGCAUUGGAACGGAUGCCAGCAUUCCAGUGCAUAUCAACAACAUCUGCCAGCGCAACUAUGUGACGGUAGAGAGCGGCCGCAGACUGAAACCUACAAACCUGGGCAUUGUUCUCGUGCACGGCUACUAUAAAAUAGAUGCAGAGCUCGUUCUCCCCACAAUCCGCAGCGCUGUAGAGAAACAACUCAACCUUAUCGCCCAAGGUAAAGCAAAUUAUCACCAGGUCCUAGAGCACACCCUGGAUAUCUUCAAAAGGAAAUUUCACUACUUUGUUGAUUCAAUUGCCGGCAUGGAUGAAUUGAUGGAAGUGUCCUUCUCACCGCUUGCUGCCACAGGCAAGCCCCUUUCCCGCUGUGGAAAAUGCCAUCGUUUUAUGAAGUAUAUUCAGGCGAAGCCGAGCCGUCUGCACUGCUCUCACUGCGACGAGACCUACAGCCUUCCUCAGAAUGGGGUCAUCAAACUCUACAAAGAGUUGCGAUGCCCACUGGAUGACUUUGAACUGGUGCUGUGGUCCUCUGGGUCAAGAGGGAAGAGCUACCCGCUGUGUCCUUACUGUUACAACCAUCCCCCUUUCAGAGACAUGAAAAAAGGAAUGGGCUGUAAUGAGUGCACCCACCCCACGUGCCAGCACUCCCUGAACAUGCUUGGAAUCGGGCAGUGCGUGGAGUGUGAGAACGGGGUCCUGGUGCUUGACCCAACCUCGGGGCCCAAGUGGAAGAUGGCCUGCAACAAAUGCAACGUGGUCGUGCACUUCUUUGAAAACGCCCACAAGGUACGGGUGUCGGCCGAGACCUGCGAGUCGUGUGACGCCGCGCUGGUGGACGUGGAUUUCAAUAAAGCCAAGUCCCCCCUCCCCGGCAAUGAGACGCAGCACUCUGGCUGCGUGUUCUGCGACCCUGUCUUCCAAGACCUGGUUGAACUGAAGCAUGCGGCGAUGAAGCACCCCAUGCAUCGCGGAGGGCAGGGGAAACGGCAGGGCCGGGGAAGAGGAAAAGGCAGGAGGCCUGGAGGGAGGCCGAAUCCAAAGAAACCCAAAGACAAGAUGGCCGCUCUGGCUGCUUAUUUUGUAUAAUGACCCAUUGAGCAAUAAAACGCCAUACAAUGUC
Podarcis raffonei (Aeolian wall lizard) is the source of this 2655-nucleotide messenger RNA. It is a transcript of the gene TOP3B, whose product is annotated as DNA topoisomerase III beta. Lineage: Eukaryota; Metazoa; Chordata; Lepidosauria; Squamata; Lacertidae. Gene Ontology annotation, molecular function: DNA binding; DNA topoisomerase type I (single strand cut, ATP-independent) activity. The record is from RefSeq and is a predicted model, not a curated record. Bases 33 to 2621 code for a protein of 862 amino acids. Gene Ontology annotation, biological process: DNA topological change. The transcript has 17 exons. Gene Ontology annotation, cellular component: nucleus.